AUGAAACUAAAAGAAAUCGUACGGACGGCGACAUUCGCCUGGUCGCCUGGGUUCGAGCCUACGAUUGCAACUGGCACUGUUGCUGGUGCUCUCGACGCGUCGUUCUCGAAUGAUGCUCAUCUCGAAAUAUGGAGUCCAGACUUGCAUGAUCGCAACACUACACUUGGCGCAGAAGGGGGAGUCGGCCCAAAGGGAAAAGUAACAAUAUCGUCCAGAUUCAAUCGGCUUGCCUGGGGAUACGCGAAUCCCGAUCGACCAUUGGGAGUACUCGCCGCUGGUUUGGAAUCAGGCCAUCUCGAACUUUGGGAUCCCGCACAGAUUACGCACGAAACCGAUGUGUCCUCUGCUCGAUUGCUGCAAAAUAGUACACACACUGGCCCCGUACGCGCUCUACACUUUAAUCCCCUUCAAACUUCACUUCUCGCAUCUGGAAGCGUCGGCAGCGAGCUUUAUAUCUGGGAUCUGAAGAAUCCUUCCACACCUUACACUCCCGGUGCUCGGUCCCAACGCCUAGACGGGAUCAGCGCUCUUGGGUGGAACGCCCAGGUAGCGCAUAUCCUUGCCAGCUCAAGUUUGAGUGGCUACACCGUUGUUUGGGAUCUUCGCGGUAAACGAGAAGUCGUCGCUUUACAGUAUGGAGGCGGUGGAGGCCCCGUAGGUGGGCCUGGUGCUGGCCCUGGAGUCGGCAGUGUAAGGAGAGGAAUGAGCGACGUUGCUUGGCACCCGGAUAACGCUACACGCUUAAUCACUGCCUCCGAGGACGAUUCACAACCGGUCAUAAUGCUUUGGGAUUUGCGUAACGCCCGCGCUCCCGAACGUAUCCUUCAAGGACACGAGCGAGGCGUACUCAGCAUCGCAUGGUGCUCUCAAGAUCCUGAAUUACUGCUUAGUUGCGGCAAGGACAACCGCAGCCUUGUCUGGAACCCCAAUUCGGGCGAAAUCGUUGGACAGCUCCCUCCUUCGAACAAUUGGUCCUUCCUCACGUCUUGGAACCCUCGCAACCCUGACAUCUUUGCAACUGCUAAUUACGACGGGUCGAUCGCUCUCCAUUCUAUCCAAUCGACAGCUCCCACUUCGGCAACGACCACCACACCCAAGGCUCCCGCCAAUCCAAAUGAUAUAUUUGAUCCCGCUAAUUUUGCUGAUACGGCGGAUGCACAGAAUUUGGGAAGCAGUGUCAACUUGGAGCGUGCUCCCAAAUGGUUGAAGACUCCUGUUGGAGCGAGGUUUGGAUUUGGCGGUGUUCUCGUAGAGGUGACCAAUACUGGCAAGUGCGGCGAAGACGAGAAGAAGCGCGGAAAAGUCCAGAUCAAGCACGUCGUCGGCGAGUCGGAAGUCGUGGAACGCGCCAAAGAGCUCAUCAAGGCCGAAGACGAGGAAGGCGGAAUGAAGACGUUUGUGGAAAACAGAGCGGGCAAAGUGGCGUCCAAAGAGGGCUCGGAAACCGUUGCUGAAGCCGCCAAAGAUUCGAAAGAUACUUAUUCCACCCUCCUCGCUCUUUUCGACUCGGACCCCAAGUCGGCUUUAAUUAAACUUGUCGGUUAUGACGCUUCUCCUGCGGCCCUAGACGAGGCUUUGGCUGCUGUACGUGCUAAAACAUAUGAGCCGGUGGUCUCCUUUGCUGCCGAGGCCACGCAUGUCCCCCACUCCCCUGUCGGCGAAGAACCCGAAGGCGCUCCGACCGAGCACGACGACAAAGAGGACGACGAACAGGCGAGCGAGGGCACGGACGUGCCAGGUGCAGCUCCCAGCGAAGUCAGUGCUUUCAGUUCGGAUGCCAAACAGGUCGAUGCGGCUAGUACCGCAACCGAACCUAGUCUAUUUGGCGAUGAGCCGGUGGGAGCUGCCCCUGGUCCUGCUGCUGGAGAUUUUUUCAACACUCUGGCAAGCGACAAUGAUACUUUGCCAACCCGCCCUCGCGCCGCCCUCGUCCCUCACCUAUCCUAUACUGGUGAAUCCAGCGCAGCUGCCACAAUCGGCUCUCGCGCUUCGAGCGUUGCAGGCGAUGCUCCUCCCACUCCAUCAUUCCCUGCCAAAUCUUUCCGCAUGCAUCCUAAAAAGGAGGACGCGACCUCUGCCCUCGUCACUCGCGCACUAAUCACCGGUAACCUCGAUACUGCCGUUGAACUGUGCAUCCAAGCCGGUCGAUGGGCCGACGCUCUGCUCCUUGCCCAAGGCGAGGGCCUGGUGAUGCGAACCCGAAUGGCGUAUUUCGACCAGGCCGGGGAUAGCGCGGGCGGAUAUUUGCGCGUAUUCAAGGGCGUUGUCCAAGGCAAAAAGGGUCUCGCCGAGCUCGUUCGUGGAUCUGAAGUCGGAGAAUGGCGCGAGAUGCUAGUUGUUUUGUGCCGAUGGGCCGAGGGCGACGCGUUUGCAAGCCUAGUUGGAGAGCUCGGAGAGCGGGUGUGGUCCGCCGCCGAGAUGGCCAAGGAGGAGAAACGUGAGGCUGCUCGAGUAUGUUUUAUGGCCGGAAAGAAGCUCGACAAGCUGGUUCGGAUUUGGGAAGAAGAGGCGCGCGAGGAGGAGCAGGUGGGCGAGAGCCAAGGUGGAAACUAUGGAAUUCGGGCCAAGGCCGUCCAAGGAUUCGUCGAAAAGGCGGUUGCGUUCUCGACUGCCGUUGGGUUCGUCGAUUCGGAUCUUUCGUCUUCGGCCAACGAGGACAAGACUUACCCGCUAGCGUCUCUCUACGACCAGUUCCUCGAGUACGCUCAAAUUCUAGCCUCACAGGGCUUGGUCUCCGAGGCAGUGCGUUAUGUUGAACGGGUUCCAGCUGGAUAUGGAGAUGUACAAUGGCUAAAGGGUGCGUUCGAGAAAAAGGUUAAUGGGACGGCGAGUACUUCCAAGGGCACUUAUGGUGCCACUGCCUCGGCUGGUACUUACAGUGCCCCCGCGACCGGUCCUUAUGGUGCCACACCUUCCGGACCCUACGGUGCUGCUGCUCCGGGACCCUAUGGCAGCGUCGGAUAUAAUCCUCCAUCUACCCAACCAUCCGCUCCCUACGGCGUUCCUCCAGCGUCAACGUCGGGACCCUAUACCGCACCACCCUCCUCAUCGGGUCCUUAUGGUGCCCCUCCUACGACCACUGGCCCAUACGCGCCUCCUCCCUCCACAACACCAUCGAAUAUCAAACCGACGACGACCGCGUACGGGGCUCAAGGAGGAUACAACCCACCAGGCCUUCCGUCUGGGCAACAGGCGGGCUACGGCGCUCCAGGCCAACAAUCUUAUGGUCAGACAGUAUACCAGAGCCAACAGCCCGGGUUCCGAGCCCCAAUGGUUCCGGUUCCUCCCCCGCCGGGGCCAAUGAUCCCUCCUCCACCUCCCACUAUCGAUCAGCCCUCUGGUCCGCCACCUCCACGAAUUAUCCCCGCUUCCCAACGACGUGACAUUCCCGGCUGGAACGACGCUCCCAACGUUACCGUACCUCAGAGACGUACGCCUGCCCCUGCUGUGGGACCUGCAGCCGCAAUUACGAGUCCAUUCCCCAAUUCCCCAGCGCCUGGCUCACCGAUCACCUCUGGGCCACCAAGAGGAGUGGGUACGCCACAGAGGGUGAUAUCUCCGCCGGGGGGCCCGCCGAGAGGAAUGUCCCCUCAGACCGGUCCACCUAGGGUCGGUGCGACUAUUCCUCCGCCCCCUCGUCCGCACAGUGGGGGCUAUGCACCCCCUCCGCCGUCCAGUUUUGCGCCACCCCCAGGCCCCGGACAAUAUGCCCCUCCACCCCAAAAUAGCGCCGCGUACGCACACCCGCCAUCACAAGGUGGGAGUGCAUACGCUCCUCCACCUCCACCUCCUGGCGUCAACCCCGGCGCGCCUCCUCCACCACCGAGUGGUUCAUAUGCUCCUCCCCCAGGCCAGUCCCAUCCACCUCCACCUCCACCUCCCUCCGGCACGACUUGGACCCCGCAGAGUGGCCCGCCUCCACCACCGGGAGGGGCGCCUCGAACAGGAACACCAACUGCCCCGCCCGCCAAAGCUGCGGCCAAGGCGCCCAAAUAUCCUCCGGGGGAUCGGGAACAUAUCCCGGCAUCGGACAAGAUCAUUUUCGAGGUCUUGAGUGAACAUCUCGGGAAAUUAAGGCAGAAUACGCCGCCACAGCAAAAGCGGAUGGUGGACGAUAUAGAGCGGCGUUUAAAUGCACUUUUUGACGCGUUGAAUUGCGGAACGCUGUCCAGACCAGUCGUUGACCAGCUUAUAACACUCGUUGAAGCCAUGCAAGAUAGCGCCGCGCAGGCCGCCACCUCAAUACAUGCCGAUUUGCUUACAAGGGGAUCUCGAACGGAUGAUAUUGGACUGUGGAUGUCGGGCGUCAAGCAAUUGAUCAUCCGCAUGUAG
Messenger RNA from Rhizoctonia solani, 4332 nucleotides. RefSeq names its product transporter protein Sec31. Gene Ontology annotation, biological process: endoplasmic reticulum organization; intracellular protein transport; COPII-coated vesicle cargo loading. Gene Ontology annotation, molecular function: protein binding; structural molecule activity. Gene Ontology annotation, cellular component: endoplasmic reticulum exit site; COPII vesicle coat. NCBI's taxonomy places the organism in Eukaryota, Fungi, Basidiomycota, Agaricomycetes, Cantharellales, Ceratobasidiaceae. The transcript has 10 exons. The record is from RefSeq and is a predicted model, not a curated record. The coding region runs from base 1 to 4332 and encodes 1443 amino acids.